Messenger RNA from Panicum hallii, 2205 nucleotides. Its product is annotated as E3 ubiquitin protein ligase DRIP2-like. The coding region runs from base 216 to 1676 and encodes 486 amino acids. Lineage: Eukaryota; Viridiplantae; Streptophyta; Magnoliopsida; Poales; Poaceae. The transcript is spliced from 7 exons. Gene Ontology annotation, molecular function: ubiquitin-protein transferase activity. The record is from RefSeq and is a predicted model, not a curated record.
UCGAUAAGCACGUAAAUAAAUUUCAUUUUUUUUUCUUCAAUCCUCCUCUGCUUCAACUCCCUUCUCCGCCUCCACCUCGGCGUCGUCCUCCUCCUCCUCUUCGAUCUCUCCUCCCCAUUUCCACGCGGAGGGGAGGCCUCGGCGCAAUAAAGGCGGCGCCUUUGCUCUGCCCCUCCCCGGCAUGCGGAGCUAGCCUCGCGGCUGGGGCCCACGCCAUGCAGACCACCGGGCCCGCAUCGCCGGAGCAGCCGCCGGCCUUGGAGCCGGCCGAGGCGAAGGUGGAGGAGGGGGCGCAGGCGAAGGAGGAAGAGGGGGAGGAGGAGGUGGUGAAGGCGGAUGGCGAGGGCGAGGAGGGGGAGCAGGAGGAGGAGAAGGGAGGGAGGGGAGGCGGGCGGUCGCGGCGCCGGCGCGGCGGCGCCGGGGGGGACGGCGCCGUGGUGAUGGUGAAGCGGGAGCUGCUCGCGCGCUGCAUGACUUGCCCGCUGUGCCGCCGCCUUCUCCGCGACGCCACCACCAUCUCCGAGUGCCUCCACACAUUUUGUAGAAAGUGUAUCUAUAAGAAGCUCAAUGAUGAGGAUCUAGAUCAUUGCCCAGUAUGCAAAAUUGAUCUAGGAUGCACUCCUGCCGAGAAGCUUAGAGCUGAUCACAAUAUACAAGAUGUGAGGUCAAAAGUUUUUCCAUUCAAAAGAAAGAAGAUUAAUGCUGAAGAAGCCGAAUCUCCCAUUACGCUACCUAUUAAAAGGAAAGAGAGGUCUAUCUCUUCGUUGGUGGUAAAUACACCUAGAAUAACACCAGCGGGUUCGACAGGGCGGCGAACAAGAGCGGUUACCAGGAAGGCUGCUGCAUUACGUGGCCUUGGUCCUAUCAUUGCGGAUCCUUUGAAAAAGGAUAGUGAUAACUCUAAUAAGAAAACUGAAAAUUCAAGCUUGCUAGAUAGUUUGAGCAAAAUGCCUCAAACAAGAAGACAGGUAUUGUCAAAUGGGGAUACAUCAAGUCAUCCCUCUGGUAAAGAUAAAGCUGGUGAUAGUAAGGACUUGGAUAAGGCAGAGCUCUGGAAACCUUUGAAUUGUCUUGUAGAGGCUGCAAGCAAAACAAAGCCCCGGACAAGUGCACAGAGUCCAGCUUUUAAGGGAGAUAAGCCCAGUGAAUCUCCCAUUAGUGAACAUUCUAGCAGAACAAAGGCUAGGGAGCCUCCCCAGAAGUCCAAAGUUGAAGAUGACAAGAAGGAUGAUCCUGAGCCAAUAGUGCUGCUUAGAAAGAAAGGGCCUGGUCGGAAGAGGAAACAUCCCCUACCUUCAGCAAAUGCUGCUUCCAGUGCUGCAGCUAUACAGAAUGGGAAGAAAUUCAUCCCAAUAUGGUUUUCAUUAAUUGCCUCGUUUGACCAGAAAGGCGAUCCUCCCUUGCCUCAGAUACCUGCCCACUAUUUGAGAAUAAAGGAUGGAAGCAUACCUGCAUCAUCCAUCCAAAAGUACAUUAUGCAGAAGCUCAGUCUUCUAAGCGAAUCUGAGGUUGAAAUAAGCUGCUGUGGCCAGUCAGUGAAUCCUGCACAACCUGUGCGCAACUUGGUGGAGCGAUGGCUGAGGGUUGGCCCCGUGCGACCUCUGCAAACGGUGAUAGGCUCCUCCGGGGGAGAUUAUGUGAUGGUGAUAAGCUAUGGGCGGCCAAAGUCUGCAUAAUCUUAAAUUAUACAAUGGUCAACCUGGGGAUCUCCUAGUUCGGACAGGGUCGCGCUGCCCCCUGGGAAGGUCACCAAAGAUGAAGGGUUUGAGCGUCAAUAUAUAUACUCAUCAAUGUAGCUAGUUGCUCAGCACUCUGCAGAACCAGCCCUCGCUGUUGUAUUCAUCCUCUCACUGAUGCUGCUAGAUGGUGUUCUGUUCUUUAAGAAUUUGUUUGUUCUUUCGUUGUCAUUAUACAGAUGUGAUGGAACAUGAAAGUCGUUGUAAUAUGGAGUUUGGUCGGCUGUGAGAAUUGACGUUUAGGACUUUAGGUUGGAUAAACAGAGGUCAGAUCGUUAACCUGCAUCUGGAAGUUGGGAGCGAUGAAUUGCUACAAGGGACUGCAACUUCUCCAGUUUUCAACUCUUUUUUUUCCCUUUUUGAAAAAUAUGUAAUGUAGUUUCUUUAGUUUUCCUGAACUGAAUUGCUGUAACACCCUGCUAUGAUUUAUUCGGAUCGAGGAAGUGGAUAUCGAACUGCUCUUGUGUCU